AUGAAGAUUCCGUACAACCAGGUCCACUGCCGAGGCGACAUCCUCUUUGCCGUUCGUGGAGGCAAGAUUCACUCCUUCAACCUUCCAGACGGCAAACACAUCUCAACAUGGCAACACCCGGAUGUAGAGAAAGUUACCAAGGCGCGCGAGGUUAUUUCGGAGACAAAAUCUGAGAAGGAGCCUUCUGUGGAUGUUGACGAUGACGUGGGGGUUGACGAAAGUGAGCCGCCGGCCAAGAGGCAGAAGACAGAUGCCGGCGUCGACAACAAGGCAGUCGUUGACGAUGCCGCAGAGGAUAGAGGGGCCGGUCAACCUUGCGAAAGGAAGGGCAAAUCGAAGGAGAGCAAGGCCAAGAACAAGAAGACCCAUCAUGAAAGCAAGAAGCACCAAGUGGCCCGCGUGCCUGAUCGUCCUGUAGUUACCCUACUCACCAGUACCGAGGAUGGCCGUCAUGUGCUGGCUGUAUCUGGUCACGAUAAAGUCAUUUGGGUAUUUGCUCACGAUGGGCAUGGAAGUCUCACACGGCUAAGCCAAAGAACAAUGCCUAAACGCCCUUCGGCCGUCACGAUAACCCCGGAGGCCCAGAUCAUGUGCGCCGACAAGUUUGGUGAUGUCUACUCGCUACCUCUUAUCAUGAACUCUACCUCGGCAGAAUCGGCGCCUCGCGUCUCCACACCAAAUCCUGUGGCCAAGACGAUCGUGCUCGAGGCAAACCCGCUCACCGUGCACUCCAAGCGCAACCGCGAGGCUCUCGACAAUCAGAGGAAGCAGCUCGAACUGAAAAAGAAGAGGGGCGAGGAGCCAGCGAAGGAUGAGGAGCCUGCCUUUGAAUUGACGCUGCUUCUGGGCCACGUCUCAUUACUGACGACCUUGGUGCUGGGAAAGUCUGAUAGCCGAAGGUAUAUCAUCACGGGUGAUCGUGACGAACACAUCAGAGUAUCUCGCUACGUCCCACAGGCGCACAUUAUCGAAGGGUUCUGCCUGGGACACAAGCAAUUCGUCAGCGAGAUCAUGAUUCCAUCCUCUAGGGACGAGAUCCUAGUCUCAGGGGGAGGGGAUGAGGAAUUGUUUGUAUGGGACUGGAAAGCGGGUAAAGUCUUGUCCACGACGAACCUUCUUUUACUAGCUCAAGCGAAUGCCCCGGAAACCGCCAAGAUCGCGGUCACAGGCCUGUACUCAUUUGUGCACUCCUCCGAAUCGGGAGAAGUUGUCUACGUCCUCGCCAUCUGCGAAAGUGUAAAUUCCAUCUUUUCGUGGCAGCUUACCGCCAGCAACGUACUCGACCAUGUCAAUGUCAUUCAACUCCCUGCAACGCCGCUGCACUUAUCCGUCGCCGCAUCCGACGGUACCACACUACCACGGCUCAUUGUCGCCAUGGACCCAAGCCAGGUGCCUCAAGCCAAAAGCCUACAGAUGUUCACUCUAGAAAUAAGGGAUGGACGGCUGGCCAUUGACACGGAGCCAUCUAUCCAUGACGAAGGGUUGGAGGCUGAUGAGGUGGAAGCCUCCGAACAGGAGGUCCGCAGCCUGCUGUACACGGUUGAAAAUCUUAGAAAGCAAACUGACGGCGCUGAGAACGCCGAGGCCGACUCUAAGGAACAACCGCGACAUGUUGCGUCGUCACGGUAUGGGACAUUGGACAUGAGACGCAGUGCCUCUGGUGCAUCACAUAAAUGA
Messenger RNA from Drechmeria coniospora, 1677 nucleotides. Its product is annotated as tRNA methyltransferase. Gene Ontology annotation, biological process: RNA (guanine-N7)-methylation. Gene Ontology annotation, molecular function: protein binding; tRNA (guanine(46)-N7)-methyltransferase activity. The coding region runs from base 1 to 1677 and encodes 558 amino acids. The transcript has 4 exons. The record is from RefSeq and is a predicted model, not a curated record. NCBI's taxonomy places the organism in Eukaryota, Fungi, Ascomycota, Sordariomycetes, Hypocreales, Ophiocordycipitaceae. Gene Ontology annotation, cellular component: tRNA methyltransferase complex; nucleus; cytosol.